Marmota flaviventris (yellow-bellied marmot) is the source of this 588-nucleotide messenger RNA. It is a transcript of the gene Vpreb3, whose product is annotated as V-set pre-B cell surrogate light chain 3. NCBI's taxonomy places the organism in Eukaryota, Metazoa, Chordata, Mammalia, Rodentia, Sciuridae. The record is from RefSeq and is a predicted model, not a curated record.
UGUGCCCCUAAGCACCUAAGCUUAGUAGAAAGACUGCCAGCCUUCCAGUCUCUGGCCAUGGUCUGCCCCAGGUGCCUGGUCCUCCUUCUGAUGGGAGUCUUCCUAGCAGUGUCCCAGCCAGUUCUGGCUCAACCAGAUGCACUGCUGGUCUUCCCAGGCCAAGUGGCUCAGCUCUCCUGCACGCUCAUCCCCCCACAUACCACCAUUGGGGACUACGGUGUAUCCUGGUACCAGCAGCGGGCAGGCAGUGCCCCCCGUUACCUUCUCUACUACCGCUCAGAGGAGGACCACCACCGGCCUGCUGACAUUCCUGACCGAUUCUCAGCUGCCAAGGACAUAGCUCACAAUGCCUGUAUUCUAACCAUCAGCCCUGUGCAGCCUGAGGAUGAUGCGGAUUACUACUGCUCUGUUGGCUACGGCUUUGGUCCUUAGGGGUGGGGUACGGAGUGAAUUUCUCCUGCCUGCCUACCACUUCUGCCCCUGACCUUUGGAACCUCUCUUUCUCUGAGCCUUCCUCUGUAAAACGGGCUAAUAACAUUCAACAUGUCAAUAACAGCCAUGAAAUCCUGGCUGAAAAAGUGAUUGUGA